Messenger RNA from Dissoconium aciculare CBS 342.82, 544 nucleotides. RefSeq lists its product as uncharacterized. The record is from RefSeq and is a predicted model, not a curated record. The transcript has a single exon. The coding region runs from base 94 to 414 and encodes 106 amino acids. NCBI's taxonomy places the organism in Eukaryota, Fungi, Ascomycota, Dothideomycetes, Mycosphaerellales, Dissoconiaceae.
UCGUCUGGCUUCAGCAGAACAGACGGCACCCCCCUUACCAGCUUAAUUCUGCGGUCUUCGCCCCUCGAAGACCCGCGCCCAGCGACUCUCCAUAUGCUUCUCCUUCCGCUACUUCACGAACUCUUACGUCCUUAUGAAACCACCGCGCUGUAUGGCGUUCCCGCAGGUCUUCCCGACGCUGCUCUCGUAUUGUUUUUUGUUCCGCUCUCGACGAUGGCUUUCUGCUCUCUUCCGAAUGAUGCCCCUGCUAUUGCUUCUGCCGUUAUUGUUUGUUCUCAUCAUCGCUGCGGCAAGCGAGGGCGGUUUAACGAAUAUCCGGAUGGAAAUGGGGGAGGGGAAGGGCCGCUUCUAGACGACGCCGCGGGAAAUGUUUGCAUGUCUCGAUUUCUGUUAUACAAUUUUAUCUUUCCAUGAAGAAACGAGAUUCCGUCCGCUUAAUUGAUCUCCAUCAAUCGUGCCGCCCACAGAUCUUCUGUCCCAUGUGACCUUUUCCCAUCUCGCCCUCUUUUCCUUUCGCCUCGCCUUUCCUGCUCUGCUGUUCCCA